Molecule: messenger RNA, 2523 nt
Organism: Peromyscus maniculatus bairdii (prairie deer mouse)
Lineage: Eukaryota; Metazoa; Chordata; Mammalia; Rodentia; Cricetidae
Product: cytochrome P450 2B1-like
Biological process (GO): epoxygenase P450 pathway; xenobiotic metabolic process
Cellular component (GO): cytoplasm; intracellular membrane-bounded organelle
Molecular function (GO): iron ion binding; arachidonate epoxygenase activity; heme binding
Source: RefSeq, a predicted model, not a curated record
CACACUCCUGGACAGUGAUGAGAUAGGAGGCGGGAACAGCUCAAGUUGCAUAACUAGGUGGAGAGGCAGGCUCAGCAUAAAAGGUCCUCUGGAGUGUGCAGUGAAGUCACCAGGGGCCAGACCAGGACCAUGGAGCCCAGUGUCCUGCUCCUCCUUGCUCUCCUCGUGGGCUUUGUACUGCUCCUGGUCAGGGGCCACCCAAAAGCCCGUGGCCACCUCCCACCAGGACCACGUCCACUGCCCCUCCUGGGAAACCUCCUGCAGAUGGACAGAAGAGGCCUCCUCAACUCCUUCAUGAAGCUUCGAGAAAAAUAUGGAGAUGUGUUCACAGUGCACCUGGGACCGAGGCCCGUAGUCAUGCUGUAUGGCACAGAGGCCAUAAGGGAGGCUCUGGUGGACCAAGCUGAGGCUUUCUCUGGCCGGGGGACAAUUGCUGUGGUUAGACCAGUCUUCAAGGACUAUGGUGUGAUCUUUGCCAAUGGGGAACGCUGGAAGACCCUUCGGCGAUUCUCUCUGGCCACCAUGAGAGACUUUGGAAUGGGAAAGCGGAGUGUGGAGGAGCGGAUUCAGGAGGAGGCCCAAUGUCUGGUUGAGGAACUUAGGAAAUCUCAGGGAGCCCCCGUGGACCCUACCUUCCUCUUCCAGUGCAUCACAGCUAACAUCAUCUGCUCCAUUGUUUUUGGAGAGCGCUUUGACUACAAAGACCGCCAGUUCCUGGGCCUGCUGGACCUGUUCUAUAGGUCCUUCUCUCUCAUCAGCUCAUUCUCCAGCCAGGUGUUUGAGCUCUUCUCUGGCUUCCUGAAGUACUUUCCUGGAGCCCACAGACAAAUCUCCAAAAACCUGCAGGAAGUCCUUGACUUCAUUGGCCAGAGUGUGGCGAAGCACAGGGCAACCUUGGAUCCCAGCAAUCCAAGAGACUUCAUCGAUACCUACCUUCUACGCAUGGAGAAGGAGAAGUCCAACCAACAGACAGAGUUCCAUCACGAGAACCUCAUGAUCUCCGUGCUGUCUCUCUUCUUUGCUGGCACCGAGACCAGCAGCACCACGCUCCGCUAUGGCUUCCUGCUCAUGCUCAAAUACCCUCAAGUUGCAGAGAAAGUGCAAAAGGAGAUCGAUCAGGUGAUUGGCUCACACCGACUCCCAACCCUGGAGGAUCGCACCAAAAUGCCUUACACUGAGGCUGUCAUCCACGAGAUUCAGAGAUUUUCAGAUCUAGUCCCGAUUGGUGUCCCGCACAAAGUCACCAAAGACACUUUGUUCCGAGGGUACCUGCUUCCCAAGAACACUGAAGUGUACCCCAUCCUGAGUUCAGCUCUCCAUGACCGACGGUACUUUGAACAACCAGACACCUUCAACCCUGACCACUUCCUGGAUGCCAAUGGGGCUCUGAAGAAAAAUGAAGCUUUUAUGCCCUUCUCUAUAGGAAAGCGCAUUUGUCUUGGCGAAGGCAUUGCCCGCAACGAAUUGUUCCUUUUCUUCACCACCAUCCUCCAGAACUUCUCCGUGUCGAGUCCCAUGGCUCCUAAGGACAUUGACCUCAAUCCCAAGGAGAGUGGCUUUGGCAAAGUGCCUCCAACAUACCAGGUCUGCUUCUUGGCCCGCUGAUUAGGCUGUGGUGGCCAGGUGACCUCAUUCCUGUUGAGAAUGGCCCCAUCUUUCUGCCUCUGAGAGACCUGCUGGAAACCAGGCCCUGGGUCACUGCUCACUUCAUAAGACCUCACUGCAGCUUCUGCAAAGCUGGAGGUGUGUUCUUCUGCCCUGUGAAUGGCACUGGAGAAAUCAAUCAGGUGCCUUUCUUGAUGUGUGGACAGAGAGAUUUGGAGGCCACAUCUCAUACUGAAUCACUCCCGAUAGCCAUAGUCCCCAUGUGUCAGCUCCUGUAGAUACAUGAUCUAUGCCAAUGGACUCUGUAUAUGAUCUGAAUACUGUAUUCUAUAGAUUCGCCUAAUAUGUAUGGCUCAUGUCAACAAAAUCACAUAGUGUGUGAUCUUUGGUGUCUGGUGUCUUUUACUUCACACAAUAUUUUCAAGGUCCCUGUGCAUUGCAGGCCACAGUCACAUACCUUCUUAGGCUUUUCUCUUGAUCUUUCUCAGCCAAAAGCCCAUUUACCUUCUUUCCUGUGUUUGCCAGCAAAAGGUGUGGUCCUGAUUUAGGCUGGGUCUUUCUGCCUCUAAGAAUCUGAUAAGAAAUCCCUCAGAGCAUGCUCAGCAGCUUGGGUUUUAGUUGAUGCCAGAUACAGUCAAGUCAACACUCAAGAGUAGCUGUCACAAGGUCCAGUCCCCUGAACUCUUGGAUACUUUUGCAUGAGGCCUCUUGGUUGUCUGGUAACUAAGGUUCUUCUCAGAAGGGCUUCUGGCUGCAAACUUGACCAUAUCCAGGCCAGGUUUGUGAAGGGACACCCUGUUUCCUUGUUCCCUGUGGCAUUGUGAGAACCUGGAACAGGAGGUGACUGAUGCCAGGUGUUAAAUAUGGUGGGAAAAUAAUCAAUAAGUAAAUAAACAACUCAACACUGUGACAAAAUGA